GGCGGCGGUGGAGGAGGCAGCAAAGGGGACAGGACUGGCGCGCGCACCAUGAACCCGUUGUAACGCGCAGGCUGCGCGGCGCAGGGCACGGGGGAAGGAGGAGGCUGCCGCGGUGAAGUUCGCCAUGAACCUGAGGGGCCUUUUCCAGGACUUCAACCCAAGUAAAUUCCUCAUCUAUGCCUGUUUGCUGCUAUUCUCUGUGCUGCUGGCCCUUCGUCUGGAUGGCAUUAUUCAGUGGAGUUAUUGGGCUGUCUUUGCACCAAUAUGGCUGUGGAAGUUAAUGGUCAUUGUUGGAGCCUCCGUUGGAACUGGAGUCUGGGCACGCAAUCCCCAGUAUCGAGCAGAAGGAGAAACAUGUGUGGAGUUUAAAGCCAUGCUAAUUGCGGUGGGCAUCCACUUACUCCUGUUGAUGUUUGAAGUGCUGGUCUGUGAUAGGAUUGAGCGAGGCAGCCAUUUCUGGCUUCUGGUCUUCAUGCCGCUGUUCUUUGUUUCCCCAGUGUCUGUUGCAGCUUGUGUUUGGGGCUUUCGACAUGACAGGUCACUGGAGUUAGAAAUCCUGUGUUCUGUCAACAUUCUCCAAUUUAUAUUCAUUGCCUUAAGACUGGACAAGAUCAUCCACUGGCCCUGGCUUGUUGUGUGUGUCCCCCUGUGGAUUCUCAUGUCCUUUUUGUGCCUGGUGGUUCUCUAUUACAUUGUGUGGUCUGUCCUCUUCCUCCGAUCCAUGGAUGUGAUUGCAGAACAGCGAAGGACACAUAUAACAAUGGCACUGAGCUGGAUGACCAUUGUCGUGCCUCUCCUUACAUUUGAGAUCCUGCUAGUUCACAAACUGGAUGGUCACAAUGCAUUCUCCUGUAUCCCAAUAUUUGUCCCCCUUUGGCUUUCCUUGAUCACUCUGAUGGCAACCACAUUUGGACAGAAGGGAGGAAACCACUGGUGGUUUGGUAUUCGCAAGGAUUUCUGUCAGUUUCUUCUUGAAAUCUUCCCAUUUUUGAGAGAAUAUGGAAACAUUUCCUAUGACCUUCAUCAUGAAGAUAAUGAGGAAACUGAAGAAACCCCAGUUCCAGAACCUCCUAAAAUCGCUCCUCUGUUUCGAAAGAAGACCAGGGUAGUUAUCACCCAGAGCCCUGGGAAGUACAUCCUCCCACCUCCCAAAUUAAACAUUGAAAUGCCAGAUUAGACACCUCUUCCUGGGGCAGAAUGCAAGUGCACCGGGUCGCAUGCACUCCUCUACCUUCCUCUGCCUCUUUGUUCACCCUCCAGAACUGGAACUGGAGCUGGGGCUCCAGGUACUUCCAUCUCAUGCCUUGUUUGCACUCAAUGCCUGCCAGUGACUCACCACAAUGGGACACACAAAUGGCAGGUGACUGGAACAUGUGGUGUGGUUUGGGGUGUGUCAGCGGAUGUGGAUGUAUUGGAGGGAGUGUGUGUGAGAGGGAGUGAUCAAGCUGCUUCAGACCCAUUGGCCAUUGGCUGAUUAGGCCAGAGAAGUUACAUCUACAGAGCUGGUUUUCAAAAUGCUAAAAUUCCUAUCAAAAUUGUUAUUUGAAAAUGUAUUUUUAAACCUGGCCAGCCUCACCACUUAUCUUAGAUUCUCCUGUUGUGGCAUAAUCAGCAGGAACUGUAAAUAGGCCUUUCUAACCCCAUGUGUGUAUCCACACAGUCAUUACUGUUCGUGUUCCUGCUAUGGAAGUAGUUUCUCCUUGGGCAUGCUGACAGUAGUUUUUUAAUGACCCUAUCGGUGAGCCCUUUCUAAUGGAGUGACUCUGUGCUUGUAUAGUAUUUAUACAAAUAUUUUAGCAUUGUAAUAUACCAUGUUAAAUCCUAGUUCUGUACAGUAUAUUCUGUUAAAGUAUUUUUUUACAAGCUUGUAUGGGAGACAUACAUGUUCUGUUGCAGAAGUAGACAUCGGUGGCAUACCUGUCACACCAACUGUGGUGCAACCCCUUAACAGGACAUCACCAUUUCCCCUUGAAUUUCUCUACAUACAUAGUAGCUGCUACUGCCAAAACAGCUACAAUAAGCAAGAAAUAGUCUGUGCUUUUCUAACAUUCUGGGAAUAUUGGCUUGUUGGAAAACUGUAAAGCACAACUUGAAACUAGAACACUGGUGGAAAUUUCUGAGACUAGGAAAAGCUAGUGCAAUUGUGUAUAUGAGAAGAUCUGAGGCUUUUUGUCUGCCUUCAACAAGAAUGCUUCUGGCUGGGCCUGUGCUUUUAACUAGGAGGACAGUUUCUUCAAGAGCUGGUGGCGAAGCCAUGAAUCAAAGGGGAAGAAAGCAGAUCCUACAGGUAACAAUCUUCUGCCUGGGAACAAGUAGACCAUUUUUUAAAGGAGGGUAAAAAGAGCACUGGAAUUCUCAUCCAGGAAAAGACUGGAGGGAUUAAGGCAGGCAUCUGCUAACUUGUCUAAAGCAGGCUCUACUGAUAUCCACUGUAUACAUGACUCCAGCCUGGCCCUGGCUUCCAGCCAAACUGUUCUGUCUGGGGGGAAAGGGAGACAUUGGAAAUGGUGCAGCCUUUCCUGCUUGGUGUGUAACAAAUGUAGAUUAGUCCACUAUUUUUGCUUCCUUUAGCUGUUCAAUAAACUGGUUCCUCAUUUUCCAUGCACUCUGUGUGGGUAUUGCUUUAGAAAUGGUCCAGGACAAUGGGAUUGUUCUGAGCCAGAGGGGAAGGAAACUGAUAGCUGCCACAGGUGGAUGAA
Molossus molossus (Pallas's mastiff bat) is the source of this 2699-nucleotide messenger RNA. RefSeq names its product transmembrane protein 185A (gene TMEM185A). Gene Ontology annotation, cellular component: dendrite. The record is from RefSeq and is a predicted model, not a curated record. The transcript has 7 exons. Lineage: Eukaryota; Metazoa; Chordata; Mammalia; Chiroptera; Molossidae. Bases 125 to 1177 code for a protein of 350 amino acids.